GUUCCGCGGAGCUCCUCCUCACAAUUCUUUAUAUUAGCGACACCCAUUCAGUAGAUAUUUCAGCAUUUUUUAGUUAUCAUUUGUUCAUGUACCAGAUUGGAAUGCAAAAUUUGUUUGCUCAAGUGGUGUCCACUGUCCGUCCAGUGCAUCAGGGGGAGUUUUAAUUGCUGGUGCAACCUAUAUAGUGGUCUGAUGCAUUGCCGAAACGUCCAGACUGGAACCAAACAAUGGACAGAGUAGGCUGCCCUGCACGGGUGUCACACCAGUCCUUGAGGGCAGCUGCAGUGUCUGUGGGUUUUCCUUUCUCCAUUGCACUUAACUGAUCAGCCAAUGUUAUUGAUUUGAGGCCAAUGUACACCAGUGAUGUACUAUAUUAGUUAAUGUGCAACAUCCUGAACUUUACAGAUAGAAAUGGAAUGAAAAGACUCUAGACGAUUCCCAUUUCUAGAUGACAGACAAAAUGUAUACUGCAUAAAACAUUUGUAUCUGAGCAUACGGUAAUGUUGCAGCUGAACGGGGCCCUGUUCUAAAUUAGACACUGACUAAAAGGGAAAAAGGAAUACCUGAAUUGUGUUCAUUAGCGCGUACUGUAGAAAAACAUUUUAAAAUAGGAAACACAAACAAGCUUAUUGAACAACAUUUCACUCCGUUUUGCGUCACUGUCUUCCAUUGCGUGCCUACUGAACAUGAUCCAGCAGACACUGCGGCAGCCCUCCAGGUAUUGAGCCCAGCUGUACAGGCAUUAGCCCUGCAGGGUUUUAGUAUGGCUUCAGAGAAGAUGGAUGAUUGCAGUGGGACACUGGGGCUGAAUGUUUACGUCAAAGAGGAGGAGGAAGAGGUGCAGGUGGAGGAUUUCGCAAUGAAGGACAAGGAGGCAUUCACAGUGAAGGAGGAAGAGGAGGAGGAAGCUUUCACAGUGAAGGAAGAGGUGUUGACUUUCACAUUUAAAAAAGAAGAGGAAGAGGUUUCAACAGUGAAAGAAGAAGAGGACGAGGUUAUCACAGUGAAAAUUGAGGAGGGUGGAGGAGAGAGGCCUAGCCCCAGCACCGAGACUAAAUGGGGCUCAAAGAGUGGAAAAAGUUUGAUACAGGAACUGGACUGGCGAGCUCCUGUGGAGAAACCUCACUGCUGUUCCCAGUGUGGCAAAACAUUCUCAGAGUCCGGAAACCUGAAGCAGCACAUGCGGACGCACAGCGGAGAGAGACCUUACCACUGCUCCAAAUGCGGGAAACGCUUCAUACAAUUGGGACACUUCAACAGCCACCAGCGCACGCACACGCAGGAGAAACCGUUCAGUUGCGGUGAGUGCGGGAAGAGUUUCUCUCAGAGAAUCAAUUUGAAGAAACACCAGCUCACACACUCCGGUGAGAGGCCUUUCCUGUGCUCUGACUGCGGGAAGAGUUUCUCUUCAUCUACCAACCUAAAAAGACACCAGAGCACGCACAGCAAUGAAAAGCCUUUCCAGUGCACCAACUGUGAGAAAAGUUUCACUCAUAUACACCACUUGACACGUCAUCAGACCGUACACACGGGGGAGAAACCUUACACUUGCUCUGACUGUGGGAGGAGUUUCUCCCUCCAGGGGACUUUAAAGAAACACCAGCGCACACACACCGGAGAGAAACCGUACCAGUGCUUGCUCUGCGGGAAGAAUUUCUCUCUUUCGGUGGCACUGAAGAGACACCAGCUCAUGCACACGGGAGAGAAACCGUACCAAUGCUCUCAGUGCGGGAAGAGUUUCACCCAAAAGGGACAGUUAACUCAACACCAGGGCACACAUGAACUAGAAAAGCCUUACCCCUGCUCCCAGUGUGGGAAAAGUUACUCCUCAGCCCCCUCGUUAAAAGCACAUCAGAGGACUCACAAAGAGUCAACGUCACUCGUAAUGACAGCACAUUUCAGAAAGUAAAUUAUUGAACUGGUUGUCUCUGAUUGGGAUUGAUAGCCUACAUUUGAAACUAUAGAUUGUGCCUUAAAUGCUUUGUCACGUUCAUGUUCAAACAAAACUCUUAGUCCCAAUUUCAUUUUCUCCCUGAAAUGUUCACUUGCACACUCCUUACAGAUUUAAAAGGAAUGGACUGGUUUGCAUUCAGUACCACAGAACGGUGAGCAACCUUGAAUUCAAUGGAAACGGCACUUAAAAACUUUGGGCCAAUUGCAACCAUCGAUGGCCACCAGAUUAUCGCCAGCUGAUCUUUAGUUAAACCAGUAAUUGGCACUAAAAUCACCUACACAGCUGAUCUCAAUUGCAACCAUUAUUGGACACCAAUUACCUCUCCCUAAAGUGGAUGUUGGGCUUUACUCUUAGUUCUGCUUUUAAGACUAUGUUGCCCUCUUGGGUAUUAUCAGAACAAUUUAAUCCAGUUUUUUUAGCAGAUUCAAGGUGAUUUUAAUCAAUUUGAUAAUCAUUCCAUACAUCUCAAAUAAAGUAUUUAAUUUCCUUGUUUUCCACAGCAAAUCUUCUAUUGCAGUGUAGCCUACCCUACACAUUUUAUGAUUGGAAAAAUCAUGGUGUAGGGUAAAUUUAUUUCCAUUUUAUGUAAUCCAUUAAUGAUUUAACUUGUCUAAAUAAAAUAUGGCAUUUUUUUCCAUCAAGAGAGGUGAAGAACAUUUUCCUGAACUGUAGGAUACACAUUUGAAACUGUAUUGUAGGCUAUUUUUUUAUAAAAUUAUCUUGUAUUGUAUUUGGAAGUCGUUAUCUUAAUUUAAUUAAAGUGCUUCAUUUUAUAUUGAUA
Molecule: messenger RNA, 2735 nt
Organism: Salvelinus namaycush (lake trout)
Lineage: Eukaryota; Metazoa; Chordata; Actinopteri; Salmoniformes; Salmonidae
Product: zinc finger protein 239-like
Exons: 3
Coding region: 764-1909 (381 amino acids)
Biological process (GO): regulation of immune system process; negative regulation of transcription by RNA polymerase II; regulation of cytokine production
Source: RefSeq, a predicted model, not a curated record